AUGGGCAUCUACUCUCGAGAGAUGAAGGAGGGGGAAGUGGGUGGAAGGGAAAAAAGAAAAAGGGAAAGCCACUACGCAGACGCAUUGACCUUGUGCCCCCCCUAUCCCUCCCCUGGACAUAAGUCUUUAACCACGGGGGUAGGGUGCCUGCGCCUUGCCGACCAUACGAUAAGGAGGGGAAGAAUGUUCCAUGGGAAGAUGACCCCGGUCAAGGCGGCAGCAGCUCAAGUCUAUGUUAUCAGGUCUCCCUCUAGUGCCUCACUCACACACAGACACUACAACACACACAUUUUCUCUUUGUGCAAGACGAUCGGUGGCUUGGACGAGGUCGUCCUCCGUGCUCUGUCUGUGGAGAGUGGAUACUCGAGCAUUGAACAACAUCUGAGCAAGUAUGGAGACGGAGGGCUAAGUGUCAGGGUCGCGAUGAUCCUUCAUCAUCGUGCCUCGACAUCAAAUGAUCGGGUAAAGGCAUCAAGCCAAGUAGAGCCGAAUUCGGGUUGGCAUCAUGACUGCUGGGUGGCAUUGACCUUCACUGGGCUCAUUGGAGCUCGCCCGGAAAGUGGACACUGGACGGAAGGGAGGAGGGGGGAAGAGGCCAAGUGUCUGACUUGCGAAGACAGCUCGGACAAGGUGGUUCCCGUUGGGAUUGUCGUGGGGAUGUGGUAUGUGGCAGGAACUAAGAAUAAUAAUGCUGGCCGUCAACCAUGGAAUGGGCGAGUGGAGCAAAAAGGCAGUCACGCGGCCGCCCAGUCGUGGUACCCUUACGUCCUCGUAAUCAUUGGUAUUCUUCCUCCGUAUGUAUGGUAUUAUUUCGGGGAAUCCUCGCUUCACUCUGUUUCAUCCGUCGCUUCGAACAACUGCUAG
Molecule: messenger RNA, 864 nt
Organism: Aspergillus niger
Lineage: Eukaryota; Fungi; Ascomycota; Eurotiomycetes; Eurotiales; Aspergillaceae
Exons: 7
Coding region: 1-864 (287 amino acids)
Source: RefSeq, a predicted model, not a curated record